Molecule: messenger RNA, 1584 nt
Organism: Patiria miniata (bat star)
Lineage: Eukaryota; Metazoa; Echinodermata; Asteroidea; Valvatida; Asterinidae
Product: E3 ubiquitin-protein ligase RMND5A-like
Exons: 9
Coding region: 70-1245 (391 amino acids)
Biological process (GO): proteasome-mediated ubiquitin-dependent protein catabolic process
Cellular component (GO): GID complex; nucleus; cytoplasm
Molecular function (GO): protein binding; ubiquitin protein ligase activity
Source: RefSeq, a predicted model, not a curated record
GGAAUGUAGUUUUACCGGAAGUCACGUACGUUUCAUAUGAUGCGGUAAACAAAGAAGGAAAUCUUCAACAUGGACGCCUGCCUGAGUGUGCAAAAGGAAGUCGACAAAGUUCUUGGGAAAUUUGAUGGAAUCAAAGCUCAUUCCGCUCGUACUUUAGAGGAACUGAUCGAAAGCUUGAGUAACAUAAGACAGGAGUUGUCGAGUGCGGAGCCGCACACUGAGUUGAACAGAGUGCAUCAGCUGAUUCUCAGCUCCGCCCAGAACAGAACCAAAGACAUACUGACCCGAGUCAGCAAUGAGCACAAGGACAUCCACAGCAGCGUCUCCAAAGUGGGCAAGGCCAUUGAUAAGAAUUUCGCCAGUGAGCUGAUCCAGCUGAACUCUGAACAGACGUUUGAGUCACCGGAGAGAAUGCGGCUUCUCAAUGAGGUCAUCUGUGAACACUUCUUACGGCAGGGUAUGCUUGAUAUAGCAGAAAAUCUGACAGAGGAGGCUGAUCUAGACAUGUUAGACUCGGCCAAGGAGCCCUUCAUUGAAAUUAAUCAGAUCCUGGAGGCCCUGAAACGGAAGGAUCUUCGGCCAGCAAUGGCUUGGGCAGCCAGACACAGGGAGCAGCUUCAAGCUCAGAAUAGCUCGUUAGAGUUCAAGCUGCACCGGUUACGCUUCAUUGAGCUGAUUAGCCACGGAGGGGCCAAACAACAGGAGGCGCUGACAUUUGCAAGAAACUUCUCCUCGUUUGCCGAGGGCCAUGCAAAAGAGCUUCAGGUGUUGAUGGGCAGCCUCCUAUUCAUCCGUCAAGGCCUGGAGCACACGCCUUACUCUCAUCUCCUAGAUCCCAUCCACUGGGAUGACAUCUGUGACGUCUUCACCCAGGAUGCCUGUGCCCUGCUGGGUCUGUCGGUGGAAAGCCCUCUGACAGUCAGUAUAUCAGCUGGCUGCGCUGCUCUGCCAGCCCUACUUAACAUCAGACAAGUAAUGCAGCAGAGGCAGUGCCAAGUAGUGUGGAACGCAAAGGAUGAACUUCCGAUUGAGGUUGAUCUUGGCGAGAACCACCGCUACCAUUCCAUCUUUGCCUGCCCCAUCCUGCGACAGCAGACGUCAGAGACCAACCCACCAGUCCGCCUGACCUGCGGACAUGCCAUCUCAAGAGAUUCCCUCAACAAACUGACCAACGGAAACAAAAUCAAAUGUCCAUACUGCCCUGUGGAGUCAACGCCGGCUGAGUCAAAACAACUCUAUCUGUAGUGUAGCUCAAAGGCUCAGUGUAGACCUUUUAAAUCAGAUAUGUACAGUGUGUCACCUCGUCGUGAUUUUUACAAUUUCUUUUUUUCUUUUUUCUAUUUUUUUUUCUUUUCCCCCAGUUUUUGCACAUGAAAAUAUUUGAAACCAAAACCGUCAAACUCGAAAGUUUGGUUUCCGAUUGCACCAGUCAGUGUUUUACUGGUAAGGAAUUCGCGACCUCCUCUAUCAAAAGGAGUAAUACCGGGUAUGUGAUUCGAUCAAGCUAAAUGAGUCGUUUGUCUGGAUUUUUCAUUUGGAGAUUCAGGCCAAAAUAAGGUUCACUUCAUCACAUCACUUCAUCAC